Paramecium sonneborni is the source of this 740-nucleotide messenger RNA. The record is from the annotation of a GenBank genome assembly. NCBI's taxonomy places the organism in Eukaryota, Ciliophora, Oligohymenophorea, Peniculida, Parameciidae.
AUGUACAUCAAUUAAACUAAUCCCAUUUACUACUUUGUUCCUUAUUAUCUACCAUUCUAAUUUAAUUCUGUGGUUCCAUAAGAAAUUGUUAAGGCUGAACUUCAUUCUGAGAGUGAAAAAGAGUAAACAAAACCACUAAAUGAUGAGAUUCAUACUAACGCUAGUGGAAUAGUAAGAGGAAAAGGAUAAUUAUGGACUUAAAAAGAAAUAAAUAAUCUAAUUUCUUAUUAUAAAAAGUACAAAGGCAAUUGGAAAUAAAUCAUUAAACACCUUAAAGGCAGAAAUAUCUCUUAAUGUUCUCAAAAAUAUAGAAAACUUCAAAAUCAAGAAAAAAGAACUAAAAGAAAAUGGUCUUGUGCAGAAGAUGAAAUUUUGAUUGAUGCCUAUAAAGAAUUUGGAAAACAAUGGAUCAAGAUAAGUAAAAGUAAUUAUUUUUUUUUUAUUUUUUUAGAAUUGCCAGGCCGAACUUCAAAAUAAGUGCGUGAUAGAUAUGUAAAUUAAAUUGACCCAUCUAUUACACAUGAGGAAUGGUCAACAGAGGAGGAUAGAAUUAUUUUAGAAGAAUAUAAGAAAGGAGGAGCUAAAUGGGCUGUAAUUUCCAAAAUGCUUAAAAAUAGAUCUGUAAUUAUGAUCUUUCUAUUUUUAGGAAAAUUAAGUUAAGAAUCGGUUUUAUUACACAAUUCUAAAAAAAUACUAAGGAGAACAACAUCCAUACUUAAAAGUAUAAUAAUGAAUUGUAG